CAUCAUUUGAGAUUGAUUCCUGCCUUUGUGAUUGCAUUCCAUCGCCUACACUCUCUUAUCAAAAAGUUUGUUUAAUAAAUGUAAUUCGUUUUGAGUUCUAGACGGAUAUUUUCUUCACACCUCAUGAUUUUGUAGCCUCUUGUGAGAGGGAGUAAAACGUUACUCACACUGGCAUAAUUUCCAGAGGACUGGUUUUACUGAUACGCAGGAAGAAAAGUUUUGUGUAGCUCGACAGCUAACGUUUGUGUUUAGUUACCUUUAUUUCAUCAAACACAUGAAUUAAUUGUAACGUAAGGAGUUUAAUGUAUGAAUUUAUUGAAUGAAUAUUAGUUUAUCGUAAAUGUUGUCAAUCGUGUUGUGUCAUUAACUUACUGAACGUAACUAGAGUUCAAGGCACAGCCAGUAACGCUAACUGCUGAGGUUGCGACAGGAGCAGAUAGCGAGCUAACUACCAGUCAUGGCAGACUCGAGCAACAACCACCCGAAGACCCUCAAUUUUAAUGUGGGGGUACUUGGGCAUGUCGACAGCGGGAAGACGUCGCUUGCCAGGGCGCUCAGCAGCACAGCGUCCACGGCUGCCUUUGACAAGAACCCCCAGUCCCGAGAGAGAGGCAUCACUCUGGAUCUCGGCUUCUCCUCCUUCAACACGGACCUCCCCGAGCAGCUGCGGGAGGACCCCGGGGGCCACGGCUACGACAACCUGCAGUUCACGCUGGUGGACUGUCCUGGACACGCGUCCCUCAUUCGCACCAUCAUUGGGGGGGCUCAAAUCAUAGACUUGAUGAUGCUGGUGGUAGACGUGGUGAAGGGGAUCCAGACCCAGACAGCAGAGUGUCUGCUGAUAGGAGAGCUGACCUGCCCCCGCAUGGUGGUCAUUCUCAACAAGACUGACCUGCUGCCGCCCAACAAGAGACAGACCGCCAUCGACAAGAUGACCAAGAGACUGCACAAGACACUGGAGAACACCAGAUUUAAAGACUGUCCUGUGAUUGCCUUGUCAGCAAAGCCUGGGGGUCCUGAGGCCCCUGAAACAGAGGAGCCACAUGGAGUGCCUGAGUUAAUAGAGUUGUUGAAGAGCCAGACGUACCUCCCUCACAGAGAUCCGGGGGGAGCUCUGCUGAUGGCUGUGGACCACUGCUUCUCCAUCCGUGGUCAGGGCACAGUCAUGACUGGAACCAUCCUACAGGGGGCGCUGGCUGUCAAUGACACUGUGGAGAUCCCUGCGCUCAAGGUGACCAAGAAAGUGAAGUCAGUUCAGAUGUUCCGGCGGCCGGUGGCUGGGGCCAUGCAGGGUGACCGGGUGGGCGUGUGUGUGACCCAGUUUGACCCUAAACUGCUAGAACGGGGGGUGUUGUGUACCCCUGGUUCCCUACACACCCUCCACGCAGCCAUCAUCUCUGUCAGAAAGAUUGGCUACUUCAAGGGUUCCCUGGCCACCCGUGCCAAGUUCCACAUCACCGUGGGACAUGAGACUGUCAUGGCCAGGGUCACCUUCUUCGGUCUGCCCCCUGGAGAGACCCACCAGACCUCCACUACGGACCCCCAGCUACCCACCUCAGACCCCCACGCCUCUGAGCCAUCCCUUAGACCCCUGGACACACCCUUCUCUUUUGACCGGGAGUACUUCCACCAGGAUGAGUAUGUGAUUGGCCAACGGGAGGCCGGCGGGGCGGGACAAGACCCGGAGCAGUGGGCGCUGCUGGAGUUUGAGCAUCCGGUCACAUGUCCCACUCUCUGCCUGGUGAUUGGCUCCAAGCUGGAUACAGACAUUCACGCCAAUGUGUGCCGACUGGCGUUCCAGGGGCGUCUGCUGGAGGGUUUUGAGGAGAAGAGCUACUCUGAGACUACACUACUCAGACUACGUAUCUACAAGACCAAACACAAGGAGGGACAGGUGGAGAGGGUGACAGACGACUACACUGUGAUUGGCCGAAAUCUCUUCAAGAAGGAGACCAACCUGCAGUUAUUUGUGGGGUUAAAGGUCACGCUGUCGACCGGCGAGGAGGGGGUCAUCGAGGGCGGCUUCGGACAGAGCGGGAAGUUUAAGAUCCGGGUGCCAGAAUCAGGAUGUGGUGUGCUGGGAAUCCCUCUCCAGGAUCCUCUGGAGGUAGCUCUGGUUCCGGGGAAAGUCUGCACCCUGUUUAUUUGACCUUCUGUCGCUCCUCUCACCUCCGACCCACAGAUAGGCUUCACACUGGGCCCGGCGGGAAGAGAAAACUAAAACAUUUAGAAAGACAACCGUACCUACUUCCUCUCAACUCACUCACACUGGCGUACACACUCACAAACAUGCUCUUAUAUAUACACUGACAUACUUGGCUAGUCACUUAAGACAUUCAGCAUGCUCAUUGCUCAGUCACUCUCAUAGUUUGCCCUCUGCUGUGUGUUCUUCUGACCUCUCGCUACUCUGGGUGUGCUUGUGUGUGCUCCCUUUCUCUCAUUGUUUUUUGCCCCUUCAGGGCAUAUGAUUCAAAAUGGAGAAAGUGAGGGAGAGAAGGGAAAAGAGGGCUAGUUAGAUUUGAGUCUUUGAAGGCCCCCCAGACCCCUCACAACCUCCCCCUUCACACACACUACUGUCCAAUUCCCCCCAGCAACCCGCUCUGACCCCAAACUCAUCCCCUACAAGCCCCUUAGGGCCACCAGCCUGGCACUAGACAGCUAUUCUAGAGGAGGAGAGAGAGAUGGAUAGAUUUUGGGAAAGGAGCAGAGGGGGAUAUCGGACCCGAUUUAAAGAAAAAUAUUAAAAAAUACAUUUUUUAAUUUUUUAAAUGGGGACCUGAACGGACCCGAGAACAAUCAGGUCCAUUCGGGUUCAGGUUCGAUACAACCAGACCUAGACCCGGCCUGUACCCGAUAAAAACAUGUUUAUGAUAAAAACAUGUUUAUCAACCAAGUUGAUCUUCUGGUGGGUCCACCUAUGGGUCCACUCUGUUCUAUCAGCUGUAGUUGCAUAGACCCAAUGACAAUCAAACAGGACCCGACCUGGACCCGAGGGAAAAGUUAGAUUUAUGAAUCCAGACCCUCUCGGGUAUUCAGGUUACAUUUUACAUUUGAGUCAUUUAGCAGACGGUCUUAUUCAGAGCGACUUACAUACUUACAUACAUACAUACAUCGGACUUCUACUUUGUCUAUGUGAUAUGUCAGCCUGUAAUUAAAAGGAUAAAAUGCAUGUUCAUUAUGUUUGUUUAAUGCAAAAAAAAAAACUUGUUAUACGUUUGUGGUGAUAGCUUUAGGGGGAUCAUUUAAUAUUUUUAGUAA
Oncorhynchus tshawytscha (Chinook salmon) is the source of this 3258-nucleotide messenger RNA. It is a transcript of the gene eefsec, whose product is annotated as eukaryotic elongation factor, selenocysteine-tRNA-specific. The transcript is spliced from 7 exons. Lineage: Eukaryota; Metazoa; Chordata; Actinopteri; Salmoniformes; Salmonidae. The coding region runs from base 458 to 2149 and encodes 563 amino acids. Gene Ontology annotation, molecular function: GTPase activity; translation elongation factor activity; GTP binding. Gene Ontology annotation, biological process: selenocysteine incorporation. The record is from RefSeq and is a predicted model, not a curated record.